Molecule: messenger RNA, 5724 nt
Organism: Nycticebus coucang (slow loris)
Lineage: Eukaryota; Metazoa; Chordata; Mammalia; Primates; Lorisidae
Gene: CBLL1
Product: Cbl proto-oncogene like 1
Exons: 6
Coding region: 1793-3268 (491 amino acids)
Biological process (GO): regulation of cell adhesion; protein ubiquitination
Molecular function (GO): ubiquitin protein ligase activity
Source: RefSeq, a predicted model, not a curated record
AGGUUACAACGUUCGCAUUUGUUAGGCGUAGCCCCAGUUGUAGUUGUGUCCCGCCCCCAGGAGGUGUGCCAUACACCCUCACAUUGUGUCCAUAAAGUGGGAGCACACCAAUCCUGCUCCCUCCUCCUCCUUACCCCGCCCCCAAAUCUAGAAUUGAAGAGGCAAGGAUGAUUUUGAGUCACAAAAUGUCUUUGGUUCACUUUUCAGCUAAGGGGAAAAAAAAAAAAAAAAGUCCUUUGUUGUUUAUAAAGUAAAUCUUGUUCAUAUAAAUCUGCAUAUAUAGUGUAAGUUUUUAAAAAGAUCCCAGUAAAUCAUCAAAUAACCUGGUCCAUUUAAAUAGUAUUGAUCAUCAUAGGAUUAUUCAGAGCAGUUACUGUACAACUACACAAACACAACAUGGCUACACGUACUUUAUUUGGAAUUCUGUACCGUGAAAACAUUUCUAUAAGAGGUCAACCAUCUUUUAUUGAUCUAGGAACUAUGGCACUGAAAGCGUGAAUAACCUAAGGUAAUGAUGUCGUCACCAAGGGACAAGAAUAGAAUCCAAAUCCCUAGACUCUCAAGCUUGUUUUUUCCACUAAUUGUGCUCCUUUCUGCUCAUCUGAGAGCAUCAAGUGUAAAGGGUUGGAGAAGGGAGUGGACACAAAUGAGCCAAGCCUGCGAGGUGGAGACUGCACUGAAGGUCCAAAGGAAUCGCCCUUUGGCACUUUGCUUUUGUUUGGGCUGAGGAAGAUGAAAGCAGCAGCAACCACAAACCCCUGGGACCAAGAACUGGAACUAGGUACCGCCCGUUGUGGUAACUCUCUCUUCCUCUUUGUAGGCCUUUCCUUUCAGCCUCUCCCUUCCGGCCAAGCCUGGCGCCUUCUUCACCUCCGCGGUUUCUCUCCCUCCUCCUCCAGCCCCACUCUGCGGCGCUGCCAGGUGUCUGCAGAAGAGGCGGCAGCAGCGCCACGCUCGGCCUCCGCCAGGCCCUCGCGUCCAGCCCUUAGGAGAGGUGCUCCAGGGGUUCGUAGCGCCACAGCGUCUUCUCUAGCAAGUGAGCGGUAGUCAAGCAUUGUGUUUCAACUGCGAAAGUUAAGAGGGGGCGCGGAGCAUAUACCAGAUCUGCUCUGCGUGGGUCUAGGAAGCUCGUCAGCACAAAGCCAAACUUAGACAAUGACCCUCGAGACUUUCUCUCUAGCUGGGGGGUUCACUGAGCUCAGCCAUUCCCCUGGGCAACCUCCCGCCGGAGGACGCCUUCUAGAGCGCGGGUGUUUACUCUUUUCCCGGACUAGGCGGAGAAGACGCGCGGUCUCACACCCCGGGGGAUUCCAAACCGUUACUCCGCCUGCCGGGGUGGGGCCAGCGCAACGGCCGAGCCUGCGCACUGGAACUGGCCGGCUCCAAGGCCCGGGCGCACUACAAGUCCCAGCAGGCAUCGCUCCGCGGAGUGGGCCGCCGCCUUACCUGCCUCGAGCUUAUUCCUGCCGCUUCCACCGCUUUCUCCCUCCCCCGUUCCCGUCGGUGUUCUUUCCACAGUUAAAAGGCUACUUUCUGUUGAAGCACAUGAGAAGCUUCAGCACCCUUAACACCGAAGCUCUUCGCGUACUCGCUUUUUCUGCCUCUGUCCGAACUAUGCCUGACUUCCUCACCGGAGUGGGGCAGCGGAGGGUAAAGAGGGAGGUCCGCGCGGCCCCGGCCGGGCGACCUGGCCGCACUUCCGCCUCCCGGGCUCCGGAAGGUAGCACGCACGCGCUCGCUGCGACUCCGGCGCGGCUGACUUCCGCUCCCACUGUGCUCUGCGAGCCGAAUCAUGGAUCACACUGACAAUGAGUUACAAGGCACUAAUAGUUCUGGAUCGUUGGGUGGUCUUGAUGUUCGCAGACGAAUUCCUAUAAAGCUCAUCUCCAAACAAGCGAACAAAACCAAACCUGCACCUCGAGCUCAAAGGACUAUAAACAGGAUGCCUGCAAAGGCUCCGCCUGGUGAUGAAGAAGGAUUUGAUUAUAAUGAAGAAGAACGGUAUGACUGUAAAGGGGGUGAACUGUUUGGAAAUCAGCGAAGAUUUCCUGGACACCUUUUUUGGGACUUUCAGAUUAACAUCUUAGGUGAAAAGGAUGAUACACCAGUUCAUUUCUGUGACAAAUGUGGAUUGCCUAUUAAAAUCUAUGGACGAAUGAUUCCAUGCAAACAUGUUUUUUGCUAUGACUGUGCUAUUUUACAUGAAAAAAAAGGAGAUAAAAUGUGUCCAGGCUGCAGUGAUCCUGUGCAGCGAAUUGAGCAGUGUACACGAGGUUCUCUCUUCAUGUGCAGCAUUGUUCAAGGGUGCAAGAGAACGUAUUUGUCUCAGAGAGACUUACAGGCUCAUAUCAACCAUCGCCAUAUGAGAGCUGGAAAACCUGUUACCUGUGCUUCACUUGAAAAUGUUCAUCCUCCUAUUGCCCCACCACCAACUGAAAUCCCUGAUCGUUUUAUAAUGCCACCAGAUAAGCACCAUAUGAGCCAUAUUCCGCCCAAGCAGCACAUCAUGAUGCCACCACCUCCUUUGCAGCAUGUGCCGCAUGAGCACUAUAAUCAACCACAUGAGGAUAUUCGUGCUCCUCCAGCAGAAUUGUCCAUGGCUCCACCUCCACCUCGUUCGGUCAGUCAGGAAACCUUUCGUAUUUCAACAAGAAAACACAGCAAUUUAAUAACUGUCCCUAUUCAGGAUGACUCAAAUUCAGGUGCUAGAGAACCACCUCCUCCUGCCCCAGCACCUGCUCACCAUCAUCCUGAAUAUCAGGGCCAACCAGUGGUAUCGCACCCUCAUCAUAUUAUGCCUCCACAGCAACAUUAUGCACCACCCCCACCUCCUCCACCACCAAUAAGCCAUCCAAUGCCACAUCCUCCCCAGGCUGCAGGUACUCCUCACUUGGUGUAUAGCCAAGCUCCACCUCCACCAAUGACCUCUGCUCCACCACCAAUAACCCCUCCCCCUGGACAUAUGAUUGCCCAGAUGCCACCUUAUAUGAAUCAUCCUCCUCCAGGACCUCCCCCACCUCAGCAUGGUGGUCCACCUGUAACUGCACCCCCUCCUCACCAUUACAAUCCCAGCUCUUUACCCCAGUUCACUGAAGAUCAAGGAACUCUGAGUCCUCCAUUUACACAGCCAGGGGGAAUGAGUCCUGGUAUAUGGCCUGCACCGAGAGGGCCACCUCCUCCUCCACGAAUGCAGGGCCCGCCUUCUCAAACCCCACUUCCUGGACCACUUCAUCCAGAUCAGACAAGAUAUAGACCAUAUUACCAAUGAUAAUAGUGUUUUGAACUGAAGAUGUGAUAAGGAAAAAACCUUAUGUAUAGUCAAUCUUUUAAUUAAGCUUUGACUUUUGGGAAGGAAAAGUACCUCUUACGGAGGUGGCUAUAAAUCACAUAGGGUCUUAUCUCUUAAAGUGGUUUUAAAUCUUGACCUUAGGAUUGAUUUCAAGUACUAUACUGUAAUGCAGAUAAGUGGCUCAGUUGAGCACAGCUAUAUUUUAACAAUUUUGUUCCCUUAGUAUGGUAAAUUGACCCAGAGGUGACCAUUUGUAAAAGAUUUGAAAAAACUUUUCAUUGUUCCACUUUCAAAGGUAUUGCUUUUGUUAAACCCAAUGUUUAGUUUUCCUUGUGUUUUGUUAACCUGUGUAAAAGGAUUAAAUUUCAAUAUGGUUGUAAAAAUGCUAUUUUUAUGUGACUUUAAGUGCAGCCACAUACUGUUUUUAAAAACCAUGUUUUACCACUAAUUUCCCAAAGUCACAAUAAAAUCCUAAAAGUAAAAAUCUACUAGAAUUUGCUAUAAGGCAGACUGUUAAAUGAUAGAGAAUUAUUUCACAUUUUAGGCACUGAAAUUUUAAGGUAUAGGUAUACAAUGCACUUCACGUGGAUGCCUUGUCAUUUUUAGGCAGCCUCAGGAGCACCAAAACACAUUGGAAUUCCAGUACUGAGAUGUAUUUAUGUUUAUAAUAUUAAAAGGUAUUACUAAUUAUUUGGAAAGAUAGGGCCAAAGUAAUUAACUCUACAGGCUUCAAGUUGGUGGGGGGAUGCUGUUACUCAUUAAUGCUUUUUUACUGAAUGGUUGGAAUCACAUGAUGCACCACACAUACUAAUCUUCAAUAAUGUUAUUUUAUAGAACUGUUUAAAUGGUGUUACUUAGAUGAAAUGUGUUCUACUCUGUUCAUUGUCUUAAACUAAAUAUUUAGGGCUGAAUAGGCUUUAUAUAAUUUCUAUUUAAGUGGGCUCUUGUUUAUUGAAUUGUAAACUAUGGUUUGAAUGCCAUGGAGGAAUUUGAAUAAUCUAUUAAUGAAGGACAUAUUCUUGUAAUCACAAACUUGCAUUUGCUCAGGUUUCAUUGCUGUGUGGUAGGAUUUUUCCUCUAACUUGAAAUUUAAAAACUAUUAUUCCCUAAUCCUUUUGUUGGCAAAGCGGUCUAAACUUGGAACAUUUUAGCAUGGAGUCAACAGUAUAGAUGACCAGGUAAUUUUGUAUUGGACAAGAGAAAAGUAAUGGCUAAAUUGGGAAUUUCAGUGCUUUAUAUGGUGCCUUUAGAGUCAGCUUUUGCAUUAUAGGGGCUAAUGAUAGUCCAGCUAAGAUGACCACUUACAGUUUAUACAGAAUUCAUAUGUAUAAAUCAACCUUCUUAGGAUAUUAUUCUAUAUCCUUUGAAUAAAUCCCUGUGAAAUUUUUCCUCCCCCCUAAAAUGGUGCAUAAUAUAAACAUGAAAUGUGUAGUAUGCAGAUGUCAUUUAUUAGAUAGUUUAUAGUGUAUAAAUUUAGAACAUAUUUCUUUUUGACAAAGGAUGAACUGAUUGCUAAUUUACCAUUUUAUUCUGUCAGGUACAGGCAAAACAAAUCCCCAUUUUGGAUGAUCAGAUGCAAAAUCCUUUCUGAACUUAGAGCAGAAGUUAGAAAUAAUAUAAAUGGCCAUUUCAAGCUUGAUUGGCUAAGGAUAACUAAUACACUUUUUUCUUCUAAGUUAAGCAAGUGAUUUUUUUUACACUUAGUUUGAAAGUCCAGUGUUAAUGCAAUAUUUCUAGUGAGAAAUGCUUGUUAUUAAAAGCAUGGGAGUGAAAUAGUGUGAAAUAAUUGGUGGUGAGUGCUUCUAUCAUAUUACUGUAGGUACUUGGACUGGUGCAAACUUGAUUCCUUUUCAUGUCCCUGGUUAGGGGUUGUUAAAAUAUUACUGUUAAAAAUGCAAACCAUUCUUUUUUUCAUGUAAUAAGAAAAUAGCCAAAUUCAUUUUAAAGCAUCUCAAUUAUUUAUGAAGACCCCUCAUGCUUUUACUGAAAUUCACUAGAGUUGAAUGUGGUAAGAAACCACUUAGCCUAUGUAUUGGACAAAAAAGUCAGUAUCAUGAUAAAGUUUCAUGUUAAGAGAAAUCUUGUAGGCUUUUUAAAAAAUGAUUUAUUUUCGAUUAGAUGUAAGAAAUGUUAUAAAGGGAGGCAGAUCAGAUAAAUGUCUUGUCCCAGACAAAAUUUUCAAAGGAUGUUAGACUUGAAUUCAUCAGUUACAAUUGUUUGAAUGAGGGUGGGUGGGUAGAAGGAUAAUAAAAUUCUGUUAGUGUUUCUUUUCUUAAGGAAAAAGAUGUGAAUCCCAGCCUUAUUUCAGGGAAGCCUUUGAAGCUAUGAUGGACAUAAGUCUAAAUUAAAUGUAUGUAUGUUUCAUUAUAUUGCUCUUAAGACUACUGAGGUGGCAGUUUAAUUCUUAAAAAAAUAAAAUGGAAGCAUAAAUACUA